CACCAACAUGACAAAACUAAAGUAAAAAGUACCAACAUUUUGAGGUUAUGUCAAAAACAAUUUGAAUUGUUUUUAAUUUAAUUUCCAGACUAGUGGAAAUGGAAGCUUUGAAAUAUUCCGUCGCUUGCACGGCACACAAGAAGUCUUCUCUGGUAAAAGUCCACGAUUGUAAAAUUUGUCCAUACGUUACAACAUCGUUUUUUCUGAUGAGGAACCACCUUCAGCGUCAUCAAUCACCCUUGGUAUCUUUUACCUGUGACAACCCGCUUGAUUCUUACCAUUGCAAAGACUGCAAUUUUCAAACCGAACUAACCUUGCUUUUCAAGCAACAUAUUAAAGAUCGCCACGGAAUUAAACAAAAAAACGACGACAAUUUGAUUGUGCAACACAACAAUCAAAAGUACGUUUGUGGAAAGUGUGGCUUUGAGACGCAUUUUUUGCUAACAUGGUUACGUCACAUGAGAGAGUGUCAGCAAUGUGCUUGUAAAACUAAAGAACACCCAAAUUUGAAACAGCAUAUUCAGCGGCAUCGUGGAGAUGAAAAAGACAUCACCUACAAGUGUGAAAAGUGUGAAGACAAAAACAAAUAUCGCACAUCUUUAGACAGAGACAUAAGAAUGCGGCAUGUAGACAAGUGGCACCAAUGCACUGUGUGUGCUUACAAGACAAUAUAUAAAGCCAAUUUGAAAAAACACAUUAACUUACGACAUGUGGACGACCUUGAUGCUAAAUGGUAUGAAUGUACACAUUGCUCAUAUAGAACUAAACACAAGACAUAUUUGAAGAGACACGUGAACGUUUUGCAUUUGGGCGAAAAGGACGCCAAGUGGUACGAAUGCCAGCAUUGUCCGUACAAGACUAAAUGUUGUUCGAACUUAACGAGACACGUGAGAAGCAAGCAUUUUAAUGAGAAAAGUAUCACGUGGUAUCAGUGCAACAAGUGUUCAUUUAAAACAAAACGCGAGCGGAUUUUACAGAAACACGUGGAGGCGUCGCGUUCGAAUAAACACGACAUGAAUUGGUACGCGUGUGAACAAUAUGACAAGGACGCCAAGUGGUACAAAUGCCAGCAUUGUCCGUACAAGAGUAGAGGUAGUUCGAACUUAACGAAACACGUGAAAAGUAAGCAUUUUAAUGGGGAAAGUAUCACGUGGUAUCAAUGCAACAGGUGUUCAUUUAAAACAAAACGCGAGCGGCUUUUACAGAAACACGUGGACGCGUCGCGUUCGAUCGAAUUCGAUAUGAAUUGGUACGAUUGUGAACAAUAUGAAAAGGACGCCAAGUGGUACAAAUGCCUACAUUGUCCAUACAAGACUAUAAAGAAUUCGAACAUAAAGAAACACGUGAAAAGCCAGCAUUUUCAUCUGAACACUAUCACGUGGUAUCAGUGCAACAAGUGUUCUUUUAAAACAAAAUAUCAGGAUAUUCUACAGACACACGUGGACGCGUCGCGUUUGAACGGACAAUGUGACAAGGAUGCCAAGUUGUACAAAUGCCAACAUUGUCCAUACGUGACUAGAGAUUAUUUGAACUUUAAGGACCACGUGAGGCAUUUGUGUGAGGAAAAUAUCACGUGGUAUAAGUGCGGGGAGUGUGAAUUUAAAACCAAACACAUGUAUAGUUUACGGAACCACGCGAAUAUGCACCGUUUGAAAGGGAAAGCUAUCACGUUGUAUAAGUGCGGGGAGUGUCCAUUUAAAUCAACAGAAUUGAAGCUUUUACGGCAACACAUGAUUGUGCAACAUAAGAAUGCGGACACGGUAUCAAAUGAAACGAUUGUGACAAGUGACAAUACAAAGCCCUGUAUCGCUCAUCUUUAAAGAAACAAACACAUAAAUGCACGCUAUUUGAUCGCAGACGAAAUCAAGUGGCACCAGUGCAAUGAGUGUCCCUUGAGGAAAAAACAAAAGGCAGUUUGAAAAGUCACAUUAAUACACGACAUCUGAACGAUCAGAACGCGAAAUGGUACGAAUACAAACAGUGCCCAUUUAAGGCUAAAUGUUACAAAUCUUUAAUCAAGCGAACAAAGACAGAGAGAGCGAGAACCCAUCAUUCGAAUGGGAAAAGUAUGUGUCCAUUUAAAACAAAACGAACAAACAAAAAUAUAAGGUGACGCAACGCUUAAAUGAAAUUGUAUGAUACUCGUGCGUGCUCGUGCGGCUCAAGUUAGACCAGUUCGCGCAGUGACGUCACGCGGAGAGUAGAAUUAUUGGAAUUUCAAUAUAAUCGCUAAUGUUUUUAAUUUUUAUUGUUAUAAUUUUUUAUGUAUUUAAAAAAAUGUGUUGU
Zophobas morio is the source of this 2286-nucleotide messenger RNA. Its product is annotated as zinc finger X-chromosomal protein-like. The transcript has 2 exons. The record is from RefSeq and is a predicted model, not a curated record. Gene Ontology annotation, molecular function: DNA-binding transcription factor activity, RNA polymerase II-specific; RNA polymerase II transcription regulatory region sequence-specific DNA binding. Gene Ontology annotation, biological process: regulation of transcription by RNA polymerase II. NCBI's taxonomy places the organism in Eukaryota, Metazoa, Arthropoda, Insecta, Coleoptera, Tenebrionidae. The coding region runs from base 99 to 1820 and encodes 573 amino acids.